This is a messenger RNA of Neltuma alba, 1691 nucleotides long. RefSeq names its product obg-like ATPase 1. The record is from RefSeq and is a predicted model, not a curated record. Lineage: Eukaryota; Viridiplantae; Streptophyta; Magnoliopsida; Fabales; Fabaceae. The transcript is spliced from 12 exons. Gene Ontology annotation, cellular component: cytoplasm. Bases 124 to 1308 code for a protein of 394 amino acids. Gene Ontology annotation, molecular function: ATP hydrolysis activity; ATP binding; GTP binding.
CUGGCAAUACCCUGCAUACAAAACCCUACGGAGCUUUAGCUCUUUUCUUCAUCAGUCUCUCUGACGCACCUGGUGAUCGGAAUCGAUCCCUGUACUCAAUUCUCUUUUUGUGGGUCUGAGAUAAUGCCGCCCAAAGCUGCCAAAUCGAAGGAAGCGCCGGCUGAACGUCCCAUCUUUGGUCGAUUCUCGUCGCACCUCAAGAUUGGCAUUGUGGGCUUGCCGAACGUUGGCAAAUCUACUCUUUUUAAUACGCUUACAAAGCUGGCCAUACCUGCGGAGAACUUUCCCUUCUGCACCAUUGAGCCUAAUGAGGCACGGGUCAAUGUCCCAGACGAGCGCUUUGAGUGGCUUUGCCAAUUGUACAAGCCAAAAAGUGAGGUCUCGGCUUUCUUAGAAAUCCAUGAUAUAGCUGGAUUGGUUCGAGGUGCCCAUGAAGGGCAAGGAUUAGGCAACAGUUUCUUAUCUCACAUACGUGCAGUAGAUGGCAUUUUUCAUGUUUUGAGGGCAUUUGAGGAUCCAGAUAUUAUCCAUGUAGAUGAUUCUGUUGACCCAGUGCGGGAUUUAGAGGUUAUUACUGAAGAGUUACGGCUGAAGGAUAUUGAAUUCAUAGACAGGAAGAUAGAAGAUCUUGAAAAGAGCAUGAAGAGGAGCAACGACAAGCAGUUAAAAAUUGAGCAUGAAUGUUGUCAAAGGGUCAAGGCAUCCUUAAUGGAGGGGAAAGAUGUACGACUAGGGGAUUGGAAAGCUGCUGACAUUGAGAUUCUGAAUUCUUUUCAGUUGCUCACUGCCAAGCCAGUUGUAUACUUGGUUAACAUGAAUGAGAGAGACUACCAAAGAAAAAAGAACAAGUUUCUUCCAAAAAUCCAUGCAUGGGUCCAGGAGCAUGGUGGUGAGCCAAUUAUUCCCUUCAGCUGUGUCUUAGAAAGGAAUCUUGCUGAUAUGCCUCCAGAUGAAGCAGCUAAGUAUUGUGAGGAGAACAAGGUUCAAAGCGCCCUCCCCAAAAUCAUAAAGACCGGAUUUUCUGCGAUUAAUCUUAUUUACUUUUUCACAGCAGGACCUGAUGAGGUUAAGUGUUGGCAGAUUAGACGGCAAACAAAGGCUCCUCAAGCUGCAGGGGCUAUCCAUACCGAUUUUGAGAGGGGAUUUAUUUGUGCUGAGGUGAUGAAGUUUGAUGAUCUAAAGGAACUUGGUAGUGAGGUGGCUGUAAAGGCUGCUGGGAAGUAUAAACAGGAGGGAAAAACCUAUGUUGUCCAAGAUGGAGACAUCAUAUUCUUCAAGUUCAAUGUCUCUGGUGGGGGAAAGAAGUGAAAGCAAGCAAUCCAUUUGUAGCAGCAGCUGGCUGUUUUGCUUUAUUACCUGACAAGCCUCCCAUUCUUGGCAGUUUGAGAGCUUGAGUUGUAAUUUGGGAGAACAUGUUGAACAUUAAUCGAGGUUAAGUAUUUAUAGGGGAUAUUGGUAUUUUGCCCGGUUUGUUUGUUAGCCAUAUUGAGAGCUGUUAUCUGCUCCACCGACACCACGCUGCUUUCUGCUUAAGGCGUUCUUCUUGGUGAGAUUUUUGUUAAACUUAAAGAAAGAAUAACAGCUUUAUUAAAACAAAAAAUAGGGCGCCACCCUUGGGUUGUUGGAGUUUUUGUGUGGCUUUGGUAUCUCAUCUUUGCUGUCAUCAAAGCAAGCCUUCAUGUUCACCAAAG